ACAUUAUCACUUGGGAGGACCUUGUAGAAGACCCACCCUCUUGGCUUAAGCCCUUCCUAACCCUGCUCCCUCCGGAGCCAAAACCCAUUCUUGCUUUGCAGGAGACAGAGAAGAGGAAAAGUCUUACCCAGCCUUCAGCACCCCUCUACCCUGUCCUACAGGGGGGUACUGAAGAAGAAUUAAUUUUUCCUCCCCCGUAUAACCCCUCUAGGAUGCCGGAAGAACACCAUCCUCCCCCUCCGGGGGAGGCAGACGCUGUUCCGAGAGAGCGGGGAGGCAGAAACGCUCCAGGGGGAAGCCCGCCCUUUACCAGACAAAGGGCUCAGAGGGGGCAAUCCGCCUCCGCCGCCGACUCCACUAUUCUGCCCCUGCGAGCCACCAGACCCCCAGACGCGGAGGGGAAUCAGCCCCAUCACUAUUGGCCUUUCGCCACUAGUGACCUCUACAAUUGGAAAGCUCAGAAUCCUAAGUUUUCCGAGAAACCGGCAGGGCUUAUUGAUUUAUUAGACUCUGUUCUUUUUACCCAUCAGCCCACGUGGGAUGAUUGCCAGCAGCUUUUGCAGGUCCUGUUCACGACUGAAGAAAGAGAAAGAAUCCUCAGUGGGGCCUGAAAACUAGUUCCAGGCGCAGAUGGGAAUCCCACCACCAACCAGGCUCAGAUAGAUGCCUCCUUCCCCUUAACUCGGCCCCAGUGGGAUUUCAACACGGCAGAAGGUAAGGAGAGGCUCCGGGUCUACCGCCAGACUCUAAUGGGGGGUCUCCGAAUGGCUGCUAGAAAGCCAACCAAUUUGGCCAAGGUAGGAAAUGUACAACAGGGAAAAGAUGAAUCUCCGGCUGCCUUUUUAGAACGGAUCAUGGAGGCAUUCCGUACCUAUACCCUCAUGGAUCCAGAGGCUCCGGAAAGCAAGGCAGCUGUUCUCAUGGCCUUUGUAAACCAAUCGGCCAUAGACAUUAGGAGAAAAUUACAGAAAAUAGAUAGACUAGGAGAAAAAAGUCUGCAGGACUUACUGGUGGUAGCCGAAAAGGUAUAUAAUAACCGGGAGCCUCCUGAGGACAAGCAGGCUCGCGCCAUGGCGGCUGCCAGCAGUAAGCAGACUCGAGACCUGGCCAGAAUACUACUAGCUACCACUGCUGACUUCCCCGAGGAACGAGACCGCCGUCUCCGGCAGCUGGCAGACGACACAAGAAAAGGUAAAAGCACCAAGGGGGGGAAGCAGAGGCUGCAGAAGGAUCAGUGCGCAUACUGCAAGGAGAUAGGGCAUUGGGCCCGAGAUUGUCCAAAAAGAGCUGGCGGGAAGGGAAGCAAGACUGAUCGAGUAAAAGUCCUAGAGCUGGAUGAACUAAGUGAUUAGGGGAGUCAGGGUUCGGACCCUCUCCCCGAACCCAGGGUAACUCUUAAAGUGGAGGGGACCCCUAUUGACUUCCUUGUCGACACCGGAGCACAACAUUCGGUCCUCCGCACCCCACAAGGAAAACUAGCCAGCAAGAAGUCCUGGGUACAAGGGGCAACUGGUAUGAGCCAGUAUUCAUGGACUACCCGAAGAACAGUAGAUUUGGGAACGGGCCGGGUAUCCCACUCCUUUAUGGUAAUACCAGAAUGCCCCUACCCACUGUUAGGACGGGACUUACUGACCAAGAUUGGAGCUCAGAUAACUUUCAGACAAGGGGGGCCUCAGGUCACCGAUGGCAAGGGCCACCCCAUCCAGGUCCUGACCAUGAAACUGGAGGAUGAAUACCUCCUCCACCAGGAGGCGCUCCCGAGAGAGAAUAAUAUAGACAGAUGGCUACAAGAAUUCCCCUCGGUUUGGGCAGAGACGGGGGGGAUGGGACUAGCCGCUCACAGGACGCCAGUCCUGGUAGAGCUCAAGCCAGGAGAGAGUCCGGUAAGGAUCAAACAAUACCCC
Molecule: messenger RNA, 1904 nt
Organism: Acinonyx jubatus (cheetah)
Lineage: Eukaryota; Metazoa; Chordata; Mammalia; Carnivora; Felidae
Exons: 1
Biological process (GO): proteolysis; virion assembly
Molecular function (GO): zinc ion binding; aspartic-type endopeptidase activity; nucleic acid binding
Source: RefSeq, a predicted model, not a curated record